AUGGAAUCAGCUGUUGACAUACCUGAAGCAGGCUCGAGGGUCGUGUUGUUUCAGCUGCUGAAGGAACAGGCUUUACAAGGUGUGGCGGCCGACUACGGUGCAUUGCAAGGUGUGGCGGCCCGCUACGGUGCAUUGCAGGGUGUGGCGGCCCGCUACGGUGCAUUGCAGGGUGUGGCGGCCCACUACGGUGCAUUGCAAGGUGUGGCGGCCCGCUACGGUGCAUUGCAGGGUGUGGCGGCCCACUACGGUGCAUUGCAAGGUGUGGCGGCCCACUACGAUGCAUUACAGAAGAGUUCGGGGAGAAAUGAUUACGGUGCAUUGCAAGGUGUGGCGGCCCACUACGGUGCAUUGCAAGGUGUGGCGGCCCACUACGGUGCAUUGCAAGGUGUGGCGGCCCACUACGGUGCAUUGCAAGGUGUGGCGGCCCACUACGGUGCAUUGCAAGGUGUGGCGGCCCACUACGGUGCAUUGCAAGGUGUGGCGGCCCACUACGGUGCAUUGCAAGGUGUGGCGGCCCACUACGGUGCAUUGCAAGGUGUGGCGGUCCACUACGGUGCAUUGCAAGGUGUGGCGGCCCACUACGGUGCAUUGCAAGGUGUGACGGCCCACUACGGUGCAUUGCAAGGUGUGGCGGCCCACUACGGUGCAUUGCAAGGUGUGACGGCCCACUACGGUGCAUUGCAAGGUGCGGCGGCCCACUACGGUGCAUUGCAAGGUGUGACGGCCCACUACGGUGCAUUGCAAGGUGCGGCGGCCCACUACGGUGCAUUGCAAGGUGUGGCGGCCCACUACGGUGCAUUGCAAGGUGUGGCGGCCCACUACGGUGCAUUGCAAGGUGUGGCGGCCCACUACGGUGCAUUGCAAGGUGUGACGGCCCACUACGGUGCAUUGCAAGGUGUGGCGGCCCACUACGGAUCACAGGAACUUGUGGCCCGUGUGGCGGCCCACUACGGUGCAUUGCAAGGUGUGGCGGCCCACUACGGUGCAUUGCAAGGUGUGGCGGCCCACUACGGUGCAUUGCAAGGUGUGGCGGCCCACUACGGUGCAUUGCAAGGUGUGGCGGCCCACUACGGUGCAUUGCAUGGUGUGGCGGCCCACUACGGUGCAUUGCAUGGUGUGGCGGCCCACUACGGUGCAUUGCAAGGUGUGGCGGCCCACUACGGUGCAUUGCAAGGUGUGGCGGCCCACUACGGAUCACAGGAACUUGUGGCCCGUUAG
Messenger RNA from Procambarus clarkii (red swamp crayfish), 1218 nucleotides. Its product is annotated as fibroin heavy chain-like. NCBI's taxonomy places the organism in Eukaryota, Metazoa, Arthropoda, Malacostraca, Decapoda, Cambaridae. The record is from RefSeq and is a predicted model, not a curated record.